Messenger RNA from Penaeus indicus, 1518 nucleotides. RefSeq lists its product as uncharacterized. Bases 721 to 1518 code for a protein of 265 amino acids. The record is from RefSeq and is a predicted model, not a curated record. NCBI's taxonomy places the organism in Eukaryota, Metazoa, Arthropoda, Malacostraca, Decapoda, Penaeidae. The transcript has 5 exons.
AUUAGCAGAAGAAACCUCUCUAACAGUGCGUCUACCUAUAGCCUGGGACAUCCUCUUCCUCGAACUUUAAGGGGAGACAAAAACAAACAAACAAACAAGAAAUCAAACAUCCUUUUCCCGCUCGAAAGGAAACAAAACAAAAGACGACCACGAAGACGACCGCCGACGACUAACACCAGCCACGACCUCCGGGUAUAUAUCCUCCAGUCAUAAAUCGACGCCAGUAGUCGCUUCUGAGGCUUGGCACCGGGAAGGCGUGACCCUCCCGCGCGCGCCAUCGCUGUUGGAAAUUUUUUAUUUUAUUUUUAUAUUUGGGUGAUUGUUUGUCCGUUUUUUUUAUUUUUUGGAAGUUCACUGUGAAAAUAAACCUCCCGCCACACGGAAUAAUCGACGGUGAAGGGAACUCUCAUCUUGUUAGAAUAACCGCUUCGGAGGAAACCUUCAAGAGAAGCGGUUCGCCGGUGUCGUGACGUCACAACCAGCUUCCCCCCCCCCUCCUAGAGGCCCCUUUGGGUCAGCCUCAACCACCGGUCACGCGCGAAGGAAGGCCAGGCUGACAGGCGCAGACGUAGGGGCGGAGGCACGGAACCUGACGCCGGUGCUGACGCCGCUGACGUUGGCGAGGACGAGAGGAUGUCGGCGCAUUUGUGAGCCGCGAGAGACACACAGGCGAGACACCGUGGGAAAUCUCCGGGCGGCCAUCUUGCUGUCGUCGGCGCCAUGGAUAUAACACGGAGCAUUCAGGAGGCGACGGCCCUGCGAGACGUGGCUUACGUCGUUCGCUUCGGCCACUUCCCCGGCGACGCCUUCGCUCUGUCGCGGCGGCUCAGCGGGUCCUCCUCCCCUCCGCCUCUUCCUCCCUUCUGCGUGCCUUCGGGAGGAGUCAGCGGCGGCGAGGAUGAAGGGCUGCAGGACCCCUCGGAGGGCAGGACGUCCCCCUCGCCGUCGUCCCUGGCCAGCGGCACCAACAACCCCUUCGGCGACGAGGAGGACGAGGUCGAGGAGCCUCCGAAGUCGCUGAAACUCGACCUGAAUCCCUUCGGAGGCGAGGAGGACGACGAGGAGGAGAUCGAGGAGGAGAGAGGAGGCUUGAGGGCCGACCUGCCCGCGACCUCGGCCUCCAGCUACACCACGACCUCGCCCCGCUCCCCCCUCAGCUCCGGCGUGCCCACGGGCAGGAGCUCCCCGACCACCAGCCAGGCGUCGCCCACCACGGGGCCCAGUUCCCCCACCGCGCGCCUUUUCUUCCCCACCAGCAAGAGCGCGUCGCCGCCGCCCUUGACGUCGCCGCUCCCUCUCGAGCCCUUGGAGGUCGACGACGUCACCAGGAGCCGCACGGAGGAGGUCAUCUCGGUGGCCUUCAACGUGACCCGACUUGAUCUCAAGAGACUCAUUGAAGACACAGGAAAAAACCAGGAACCGCCUCGAGUUGAAAUCCUUCUGGAGCAGAUACGGACGGAGGGACUGAAGGUGGCGCCCCUGACAGGUGAGGGAGAGGGAGAGGAAGCCGACGAGUGA